Colletotrichum orchidophilum is the source of this 2319-nucleotide messenger RNA. Its product is annotated as pre-mRNA splicing factor CLF1. Bases 1 to 2319 code for a protein of 772 amino acids. The transcript has a single exon. The record is from RefSeq and is a predicted model, not a curated record. Gene Ontology annotation, molecular function: protein binding. NCBI's taxonomy places the organism in Eukaryota, Fungi, Ascomycota, Sordariomycetes, Glomerellales, Glomerellaceae.
AUGAAGCUCCCCGAACCCAAAGUCGCUUUGGACAACAUCUGCUCGGUUAUUUACAACAACGUUCUUUACACAUAUUCUGCCGGUGCUUUCCAGUCACUGGCGCUCGAAGAAGGGGCAAAAUGGAAGACAUUGGCGCAAGGCGAGCAAGUAACGGGUGCUGUUUGCGUGGGCUCCAACCCCACUGAUGCUAGCAAGGCCGGCUUGUACAUUGUGGGAGGCAAGGGCACGUCUCAAGACUACCACGGACUCCAAAAGUUCACCUACGCGACCGGAAAAUGGGAGUCCAUCUCACCACAGGACCACGUCACCCAAGACCGACUCCUUCAUGGAGCAACAUAUCUCCCUGGUACCGACCAGAUCAUCAUGUACGGCGGCAGUCAAGAUGGCUACUCUGGUCCUUCAACGCAGACUUUCGUUGUCGGAGCAUCCGCGCCUUACGACACCCGGGCCUACGAAUCUUCAGCACCGCCUGUCGUCAAUCCCAUUGUCUUGACAUGGUCUGACACUCAAGCCGUCGUCAUCGGAGGCAGUACUACAAACAGCAAGAUCAUGCUCUUCAACCCCGACACAAAAUGGACCGAUUCGGGUGCGACGCUCGGGGAACCCUUGAUGAAGGAUACGACAGCGAUACGCGCUAUUAUCAUGAAUGGGGACGACGGAAGCAAGAGUUUGUACACCUUUGAUUUGUCGAUAGCGCCGAAUGUGGUAAAGCGCAUGGUUCUCGUUAACGCGGCUGGCGCCCCUGUGGCCAAUUCCCAACCGGUAUCGAAGGCGAAGGCGCGCAGCGUGGCAGGCGACGUUGAGAAACGCGCCUCCUUGACUCUGAGUGACUGGCCCGCCUACAACAGCACCCUGGCACCCACGGGCACGCGGUCAAACUACGCCCUUGCUCAGGGUUCUGAUGGAACAGUCGUUUUUUCGGGAGGCUCAGGUGCCGCCGACGAUGUUCUAUGCAUUUUCAACGCGCGUCAGAACAGUUGGGAAGACGCCGCCCAAAAGUUGAACGAGCAGCAGGUUUUUGCCACAAGUGAAUCGACUACCAGCAUCAGUGCGAGCUCGACCGCUACGAGCUCCAGCUCCAAGUCCAGCUCUGUGCCUACUCUUCCUGCCUCAGGGUCCGCAUCUGCCUCCGCCUCUCUCUCCGCCUCUGCAUCUUCAUCUACCAGCUCCGAGACUGCUGCUGCUGCUGGUGCCCCCGCCGCGGUCAGUGCCAACGCCAUUCUCGGCAUUGUGCUCGGCACCAUCACCGGUAUCAUGAUUCUCCUCGGUCUAAUCCUAUUCUGCAUCCGAAAGCGCCGUGCCAAGAAUCAGCAAAACGUGGAGGGCGGCCAGAGCCCGAGAGGCAUGAGCCCCAGGGGUUUCCCUGAUGAGAAGGCCGGACUUGGUUACGGCAACGACGAAUUCAACGCUGCUCCUCAAUUGCGUGGUCACCAGCAACAAGACUCGGCCGGGUCGUUCUCUUCCAUGGCGAUCUUGAUGGGCAAGGUUAACGGUAACGCACCCAAGUCCGCCGGUGUUGCCCGUGGCGGAAGCAAGCCCAAUACCAACAGCUUCUUCAAGAGCACCAUCAGCAAGCCACUUCCUCAGAUGAACGAGACACCGGCUCUCGCACCUCCCUCUCGUGAUGAGAAGGGUGUUUCGUUCGCCGCCGACGUAGUCGAGCCCCGUCCUACUCCCCGAGGAGCCCCCGUCGGCCGCGCCGGUGAGACACGUAGAAGCUCCGGCUGGAACCGUUACUGGUCAGGCGGCAGUGCACUUAAUAUUCUCGGAUUUGGCAACUCGAAGCGGACAACCGUUGACUCCGAAACCUCUCACUACUCGAACACUACCAAGAACCGCAUUACACAAGACUCCGCCACCGUCCCUCCUCUGCAUCUCAUUACUCAAGACUUGUCCACCGUUCCGCCCAUUCAGCACGAUGGCCGGCCAGAACUGAGCCGUGUCGUCUCUGGCAGCCCCACGGUGUCAACCUAUUCUACCCAGAUUCCUUUCCGUGAUGGAGUAUCUGGAAAGAUUGAGUCACCCCGAAGACCCACGUCGAACGCGUCUUCCGGAUACUCGAGCGGCAUCCCCGAGAGUGUUCGGGACGCAUGGGAUCCUACCGGCCCUUCAAGACCCUGGGGUGCAGAUCGCGCCCCGAGCAGUGUCUAUGCCGAGAGUCUCUAUCCGACUUCAUUGGCUCCGAGCCUUCCGCAACGGCAAACCCAGACCAGUGCUCCCAACGGUGUUAGCCAACAGCCACCUCUCGACCUGGCAGCAACCUCUUCGGACAUGAGCUGGCUGAACCUUGGUGAGAUCAACAAGCAAAACCUUCGCUAG